CGAAUAAUUAGAGUUGUCAGUUCUUUACAGAAAGAGAAAGCCAUCUUUGGUCGAGCGAGCGAUUGGAAGCCGGCGGCAGGGAAAAGGGGAGGCCACGGAAUAGGAGGCGAUGGGGAAGAAGGCGAAGAAGCCCGGGAGGGGGAAGGAGAAGACGGAGAGGAAGACGGCGAAGGCGGAGGAGAAGCGCGCCCGCAGGGACAGCAAGAAAGUCUCCGAGGAGGACGACAUCGACGCCAUCCUCAAAAGCAUUCAGAAGGAGGAGGCGAAGAAGAAGGAGGUUCACGUCGAGGAGAACGUGCCCGCUCCGUCGCCGCGAUCCAACUGCUCGCUGACGAUUAAUCCUUUGAAAGAUACAGAAUUGAUUUUGUAUGGUGGAGAGUUUUAUAAUGGCAAAAAGACUUGUGUUUAUGGUGAUCUUUAUCGCUAUGAUGUAGAGAAAAAAGAAUGGAACUUAAUAUCAAGUCCGAAUAGUCCGCCUCCUCGUAGUGCUCACCAAGCAGUUGCUUGGAAAAACCAUGUAUACAUCUUUGGCGGCGAAUUCACUUCCCCCAAUCAGGAACGUUUCCACCACUAUAGGGAUUUUUGGAUGUUGGAUCUAAAAACAAAUCAAUGGGAACAAUUACAAAUAAAAGGAUAUCCGAGUGCUCGUUCGGGACAUAGGAUGGUACUGUACAAGCACAAAAUUAUAGUUUUUGGCGGCUUCUAUGACACUCUUAGAGAAGUCAGGUCAGCUUGCACAUGUAGAUCAUUUGAUCAGAACAUUGUAAUUACAUAAUAUUAUACAAACAUAAUGGGCUUGUUAUCUUAGCAAUUGGUACUCUUAGCUACUGGGGGCUCACUGUUAGAGUUAAAAUUUUCUAGAUCAAGAAGAAAAUGCUUUUUAUGUAGAUUGCUCUUGAGUUCAACUUCAUUUGCUGAAUAUGCCUGCAUGACACACUGAAUCUAUCUUGCACUUUUGCAUUCACAAUUUUUUGGGAAUAGGUUACUGUAUGUUUGUUCCAGGUCCUUAAAAUGUUCUAAGCCUGAACCAGGAAUGUCUCAAGAAACUUUGCUUAAAGACAGUCAAGGGAACUUUACUUAUGAGCUGAUUCAUUUAUCAUGUUCUUUCAAUUAAUCAUUAGAAUCAAAUUCCUUCCAGAUAAAAGCCUGUGAGUCUUGAACAUGUGAAUUAAAAUCAUGCUUCUGUUUAGUAUUGAUUCUAUUUGUUAAAACUGCAGUAGUAUGGCAGCGUGUGAGACUACCAGAUUGAUAGUCAUUUCCUCACAGAUUUUGGUGACAUCAUCUACUAUUCUUUCAUUAUUUGUGUUAUUCUUAUUCCUUUCCACAUGUGCUAGGAAUAGUGUAGCCCAUCAAAUGAACAAAUCAUUUAAUUGCAUGUGCUUUUAUGAAAUCCUACAUUCAUUUGGAUUUCAUUUUUAAUUAAUUACACCUCAUUCAUUGUGUUACAAUUUUAGUUCUUUUGUCUUCUAACGUUGAUCAUAUUGGCAUACUCUCUUUUAGCCUUUGUUAAUUAAGAAACGUACGGAGAUAGCAAGCUCACAUUGUUGUAGAUAACCAGCUAGAAUAUCACUAUGUUGUGCUUAACUUGGUCCAAGUUUUUAUUCAAUCUAAGCCAGAUAAUAAUUUAGGCAUAGUUUUGUUUAGGUUUGAAAUUUGCCAUUUGACGUGAUGGAGUUCCAGAGAUAUCAAGCUUGCAUUGUUGUAGAUAAUCUCUAUGUGGAUUUAACCAUUUUGUGGCUAACUUAUUGGCAUGUGUUUCUUUCUGUUCACUUUGGUAGUUAUGUGAGUUUAAACUUGAAAAUAAGUAGGACUCCUGGAGUAUAGACCAAAUAAGUGGAGCAUUUUGAGUAACUGGUGCAUUUUGUUUACUAGAAUCAGGAGAAAGGGUGAAGGUUAGAAAGGUUAAAGGUUAAUCAAAGAAGUAUUGCCAAUAUAUGGCCAAAAAUAGGCAGCGAGCAUUUCUAUUUAUCUAUUUAGUUAUUUAAAAUGAUGGGAUUAUCGAGAAGUAUGUAAGACAUCAAAUAAAUGUGGGAUCCCGUGUGUGCCCUUUGUGAUAGUUAGAUACCUUGGGAACUUUCAGGUCAAGUUUUAUACAUUGUCUAUAUGCCCACUUUGCUUUAUGCAAAUAGAAUGUUUCACCUUAACGAUCUAUAAGCCCACUUUGCUCUAUGCAGUAGUCAUUAACAAACAACGUGCACACAGAGCAAUUGUAGUUGAGAUGAGAAUGUUUUAUUUGGUAAGUAUGUAUGGUAUGGUAGAAUUAGGAAUGAAGAUGCUCACUGUGAGGUAGGAGUGACUUCCGAUGGAGGUUUUUCAAAGAUAAUACCCAUAUAUGAUGUGGUGAUUAAAGUCCCCAAGUCUAUAUGAGGAAGGCAAGCCAAGCGUAUGAUGUGAGAAGAGGUAGACGGGGGUACAAAUGACAUGACUGGAAGUUAGGCAAGAUAUAAUUCCACUUUGUUUGGGAGAGGGCAUAGCUCAAGAUGACAAUAGUAAAGAAGAUCCAUUUGACUGAUCACAUGCAGUUUCUUUUGAUGAUUCAUAUGGCUAACCCAACCUGGCAUGAAAGGGAGGCCACAACUAAUUGAAUCAAAUAUCGUUACGUUGCGGAAGUAACAUGUCUCGUUUUUUCCUUGCUUCAAAAUUCACUUGAAUAAAUGGAUACCACUCAAAACUUAUGCUUGCUUUGUCUCAUUUCCA
Molecule: messenger RNA, 2697 nt
Organism: Ananas comosus (pineapple)
Lineage: Eukaryota; Viridiplantae; Streptophyta; Magnoliopsida; Poales; Bromeliaceae
Product: kelch domain-containing protein 4-like
Exons: 8
Coding region: 110-775 (221 amino acids)
Molecular function (GO): protein binding
Source: RefSeq, a predicted model, not a curated record